Molecule: messenger RNA, 1566 nt
Organism: Aureobasidium uvarum
Lineage: Eukaryota; Fungi; Ascomycota; Dothideomycetes; Dothideales; Saccotheciaceae
Source: the annotation of a GenBank genome assembly
AUGCUAGGCUACAAUACUAUGUACGAGAAGAAGUACGAGUAUGAGCAGCUUCCACAGUCGCCCCGCUGGGCGCAAGAAUCAGCUUACCGUCGUUUACGGAGUUAUGGCACCUCAAGAGCCCGAGUGACGCGUUUGCCAGUCAUUGUCGGGACAUUCAUCUUCUCUGCGAUGCUGUUUGUGUUUUUCACAGGAGCAGCACCAGGCAAUCUUCACCUCCUAAUACCAGCAUCGGGCAAGGACGAGAACCUUUGUAAGGCUAUCGUCGGUGCUGCUAUCCUCGGCUACCCAUCACCCAAAGUUCUGAACUGGGGUAAGACCUUUAACGAUGAACGUCUCGUCUCUGGCGGUUCGCAUAUCGCAAAGAUCAGUGGUGUUUCCUCUUAUCUCGAAAGUCUAUCGCCAGAGCAAGAUGAAGAUUUGAUUGUCAUGACUGAUGGUUACGACACAUGGUUCCAGUUGAGACCAGAGACACUCAUCCAACGCUACUUUGACAUCAAUCAACGCGCCAACGAACGCAUCCGCCGCGAACUGGGCGACAACGUCGUCGACGCCAACAAGAUUGAGCAAAAAGUUGUCUUUUCCGCACAGAAGAGGUGCUGGCCUUGGGCUGCCGACGCAGCACCCUGUUACGCCGUUCCGCAGUCCACGCUUCCUGAUGACAUCUUCGGACCUGAAACCGACACAGACGUCGGUGACCGAAACCCAUACCUCAAGUUCCGUCCGCGCUACCUUAACUCAGGAGUCGUUGUCGGCACGGCAGGCGCCAUGCGCCUACUCUUUGCCGAGGCUCUGCUCCGUGCAAAGAAGGACCCCAAUUUUGGCAGUGACCAGAACAUCUUUGGAGCCAUCUUUGGCGAUCAGGAGGUCUACCGAGAAGUUGUGCGACAAAGAGACGUCGCUUUGAACCAACACCAGCACAAUCUUCGCAGCGAAGGUGCACACAGAGGUUUGAUCCGCGAGCAGGAUCUCGAAGCCGUGAGGAACAUGACCCGCAGCAUGGAAUUCGGCAUCGGUCUCGACUACGAAGGCUCAAUCUCUCUACCCACCGUCUUCUCCGAAGACGACACCGAAUGGGUAAACUUCGACAACCAACCCUGGCUCGACUUUUUCAACUACAAGCGCAACAUUGACAAGACACACAACAAACUCGUGCUUGCACACGACAUUGCGGAAACGGCUGUGCCACUUACCAGCAAUGGCACUGAUGGUGUUGAGUCCAAGAAUUGGUCGCAUGUGCCUCUAUUUACCAAUGUGCCUACUGGAUUCGCGCCAGCCAUCAUCCACCAUAAUGCUCACCGCGACGGCAUGAAAAACUUGCGUCGCACGGUAUGGGAUAAGAUAUGGUUUCAGCCCUAUGCUCGCGUGCUCAUGGAUCAGUACAUGGAUACCCCUCUGUCGGCUCUGGCAGUCGCAGGAGGUAGGGAAUGGAGGAGCAGUGAUGAGUGGAAGGGCGGUGUAAGAGAUGACGUUGGCCAAUGGCUGCCAUACCAAGAUGUCUGUGGCGGCACAGAAGACGAAGUUUUCAGAGAUGGAAAGGGCCCCUGGAUUGCAAGUCGACAUGUCUGA